AUGAAUAAUAGCAAAGGUACGCGAUUGUUCGAGGAGCUGGAGCGUGAUCUGAAGGCUAAGGUGGAAGCGGCCAAGAACAUCCUGGACAACAUACCCAACCAGUCUGGAGAAACAAAGAAGGCUGCCAUACAGCGGGUGGCCCGUAUCGCCGAUGACGCGAAGGACCUGGUGAACCAGCUGUCAAUUGAGCUCAAGAACCAGUCAGGGUCAUCCAGAUCCACUUUCGAUGCAGUGGUGCGCUUUAUGCGUAGCGAAGUGGACUCAAUACAGACACAACUGCUGAAUGCCAGUGAUAUUUGA
Molecule: messenger RNA, 300 nt
Organism: Sphaeroforma arctica JP610
Lineage: Eukaryota; Ichthyosporea; Ichthyophonida
Exons: 4
Coding region: 1-300 (99 amino acids)
Biological process (GO): intracellular protein transport; vesicle-mediated transport
Cellular component (GO): membrane
Source: RefSeq, a predicted model, not a curated record